Saprolegnia diclina VS20 is the source of this 1297-nucleotide messenger RNA. RefSeq lists its product as hypothetical. The record is from RefSeq and is a predicted model, not a curated record. Gene Ontology annotation, molecular function: peptidyl-prolyl cis-trans isomerase activity. Bases 69 to 1253 code for a protein of 394 amino acids. NCBI's taxonomy places the organism in Eukaryota, Oomycota, Saprolegniomycetes, Saprolegniales, Saprolegniaceae. The transcript has a single exon.
CUGGAGUGGUCUCCAAUCAAAUCCAACGUGGCCGAGAGCACAUUUGCAUCAGCUCGCUGCGGACGACGAUGGUGCUCGUGCGACGCAAGGACAACCGGAAGGGCAAUGAGGCGGACAGCCUCGACGUCAUCUCGUCCAACAAGGGCGUGCGCUCUAUGAACAACAGCAUGACCGGUCGGUUCGCUGCCGACAUGCGCGUCCGCGUCGGCGGCUACGGCCGUCCGGACCAGACCUGGGGCGUCGACCAUCCGUGGCACAAGACGGGCGAAGCCGACCUCUUCCAGAUGAUUAGCGCCAAAGACAAGAUGGAAGACGGCGUUCUUCUCAAGGAGCAGCCCAAGUCGGAAGCGAAGGGCCUUAGCCGCGCGUCGCUCAAGCGCAAGAAGAAGCAGCAAAAGAAGGGCGGUGCGCCGGUCCCGGAGGACACCGCUGCCGAGCCCGAGGCCGACGACCAAGAAGAGAAGGCGGCGCCCACGCCCACGAAGAAGAAGUCGCUUUUCGACGACAGCGACGACGAGGACGACGAGCCCAAGCCGGUUGCCAAGAAGGCCAAGGUGGAAGGCAAGAAGCCGGAACCGAAGAAGCAAGAGCCGAAGAAGAAGGCGGCAAAGAAGGACGACAACCUCAACAAGCGGGAGAAGAAGAAGGCGGAGCUCGAGAAGCAGGCUGCCCAGGAAGACCUCAAGAUGCUUGUCACCGAGGCGCCUAAGUCGUUUGUCGAGCCGCUCGAUGUGCGGGAGGCGCUUGCGGCCGAGUACGAAGCCAAGACUGGUGUAGAGAUUACGACGCCGAGUGGUAUCACGCUCCGCGACCUCUCGAUCGGCCGCGGGAAGCUCCCGACGCCGGGCCAGAUGCUCACCGUGCGGUACCGCGGCUGCAUUGGCAGCAAGGGCGGCGCGAUCUUCGGCAAAGGCAUGCUUACCAUGAAGUUUGGCGAAGGCGCUGUGAUUCCUGGCUGGGAAGAAGGCAUGGCCACGAUGCGUGCGAGCGGGAAGCGCCACUUGACAAUCCCGCCGGAGCUUGCGUAUGGCGCAGCCGGCAAGGGCGACAAGAUCCCGCCCAACUCGACGCUCUUCUUCGACGUGGAGCUGGUCCGCAUUGGUCUUCGCCAGCGCGACGCGAUCACCGAGGCGGACGUGCCGCUCCCCAAGUCGUUUGUGCGCAAGCGCGUCGAGAAGAAGGAGUCGGAGAAGCAGCCGACGGCGGCGCCGGCCGACGCGAAAAAGAAGAAGCCCAAGCGCAUCAAGUAUUAGUAGACCAUUGUAAUAGCAUCAUCCAUUAUACCACGUCAAUGUGC